Molecule: messenger RNA, 1884 nt
Organism: Selaginella moellendorffii
Lineage: Eukaryota; Viridiplantae; Streptophyta; Lycopodiopsida; Selaginellales; Selaginellaceae
Product: nijmegen breakage syndrome 1 protein
Exons: 16
Coding region: 7-1695 (562 amino acids)
Biological process (GO): double-strand break repair via homologous recombination; mitotic G2 DNA damage checkpoint signaling
Cellular component (GO): Mre11 complex
Molecular function (GO): protein binding; damaged DNA binding
Source: RefSeq, a predicted model, not a curated record
CCAUCCAUGGUUUGGAAGCUUGGCGCCCUCAAGAAUGCCUCUGCCGAUGCUCGGAGCUACUGUUUCACGGCGCCCGGCGCUUACAAGAUCGGCAGGAAAGAUUGCGCGGUGUGCAUCGCCACGGACAAGACCGUGUCGCGCGUCCACGCCGAGUUCGUGGUGCUCCCAUUGCCUCCUGGCGAGACGAAAUGCGAAGCGAUCGUGAGGGAUUUGUCCAAGUUUGGGACGUUUCUCAACAAGGGGGCUGGAGGAGGACGAGCGAGGCCUGUGCUGGAGCUGCAAGGCAAGGAAGCUCCUGUAAAGGAUGGGGAUGAGAUCACGUUUGGAACGGGUAGCAGUACCUUUAGGGCCACGUACGAGCAUUUCUUCUUCUGCGUUUCAGCGUCCCAGGCUCGCAAUGUGAUCUCAAAGGCAAACACUGCUUUUGGGGCACGCUGUGUGGAAAAAUGGGACGAGGAAUGCACUCACUUGCUUGUGGAGGAUGGCUCCUCCGUGACAGAAAUGGUUUUGAUGGCAGUGAGCCAACAAAAGCCGGUCGUGUCAUUGAAAUGGCUGGAGAAUGUUGCGAGCUCCGGUGGACCCGUACAAGAGAUUCCAAAGUGCUCCAGCUAUACUCCUACUCUGAAGUUUGAGCUAGAUGAAGGUGAUGGCUCAGAUGUGAAAGUUGUACAGCCUGGUUCUCGUUUGUCGACUUACGAGGGCAUAGCCUUUCUAGCUACAUCUCUUCACAAGUAUUAUUGCAACAAAAACUUAUCAUCGAUUGUCACUGCUGCCGGAGGAACAUUACAGCUUAUUUCCAAGAAAAAAGUUCAGAAUUCAAAGCAGCAACAAAUCCUCAUUGUUCCUCAUUUCGUUGAAGCGGAGGAAGACUUCACAAGCUUUCAACAUCUUCAAAGAAUUAGAGAAAAAAGCUUGGUACUUGGCAUCUUGAGUGGAUGCAAAGACAUCUCUGCUUUUUACGUCCAGCAAAGCCCUGCAGAAAGCCAAUCUACGGACGCGACUGUUGAUCUCCAGGACUCUGACGAUGAUUCCGACUCCGUGGCCGAGACUCCUCCCAAAAACAUCAAGGAACGGGUAAAACAACCCGAGGUCAUCAAACGCGAAACAUCUCCUCCAGUAUCGCGUACGAAGGCGAAGGGCAAGACUGUUGCACUCGAGUCAUCGGCUGAAUCUCCCACAGCUCAAAAAUGCGUUGGUUCAUCGCCCAAAGCAGCCACAAGCGAAAGUAUGAAGGACGAAGGAAACGGCGAACCAAGUAAGCUGGAAUCGUUGGAACGCGAUACUGCCCCACUAGCGAGAAGUAAGACGACAUUUACAGCAAAAAGUGUGAAGGAGAAGGAAGACUACGGUGAAGCGAUUGACAAGGAGUAUGGCGAAGUCAGAUACGUCGUGGGACUGGUUGUCCAACAGCCGCAAAACGAAAGGCCUGAAGUGAGCGGAAUCAACUUCAAGAGCUUCCGCAGAGUUGGCGCAGUUCCUGGCAACAGUUUCCACGCGUUUGUGCCGUUUGCUUCAGAGGCAUAUCGAGAGACGAGCUACUUUGAUGAUAUAGAGGAAGAGAUCAAGCAAGAAAAAAAGAGGGCCGCCGAGGAGGAGCUUGCGGACGAACUCUUUGAGCUCGACAAUACCUCGCGAAAGAGACGUCCAAGCACGAAGGCCACUACCAGUACCACCACUAAGCGCCGAAGGACGUGAGAACGUUCCUAAUGAAAGAACAUGUAAGAGACGGGGUUUCGUGCGCCAACUUUUUGUUCCUGUGCUCGAAUUCGAUCUACCACGAGAAAAACAGGCAAGGAAUUUGUGAGAAUUUCGUAUAGCUUUAUGCGUCAAAGUGGAUUUCAAGUAAUCGCAGCUAUUUACAAUGAGAGAACCUUUUCUUUCUUU